Molecule: messenger RNA, 1431 nt
Organism: Raphanus sativus (radish)
Lineage: Eukaryota; Viridiplantae; Streptophyta; Magnoliopsida; Brassicales; Brassicaceae
Product: adenine phosphoribosyltransferase 5
Exons: 6
Coding region: 629-1225 (198 amino acids)
Biological process (GO): adenine salvage
Cellular component (GO): cytosol; cytoplasm
Molecular function (GO): adenine phosphoribosyltransferase activity
Source: RefSeq, a predicted model, not a curated record
GACACACAACAUGGAAUGUGAACUGGUUCUAGGAGAAUGGGUGCUUCUUUUUAUAGAAAUGGUUUUCUCUUUUGCAGGCAGAGUAUAGAAUCUCUCUCUCUCUCUCCUUUAUAGGUCUCUCUCCUUCGAGAGACUAUAGAGUGAAGAAGAGACUUUAAAAAGCCAAAGAUUCUCUCGGAGAUCAAUAAGAUUUUCUUUUUCUCCUUCUGAUCUUGCCUCCUCUACUUCCUCCUACUGUGAUUUUGAUUUUAUUGCGGUUCAUUGAUCCUGUGUGCCGGCCAGUUCGCGCGUGGGUAUAUACACAACACACUCCACGCGCUCUUUUCUCUAUCUAUUACAGUAUUUAAUGCUCUCUCACCCACUUUCUUCUACAAAACUUACAACUGGUGGUGAACAGAGAAACAAAGCAAGACACAUACACAGAUAAGAGAUAGAGAGAGAGAGAAUCUGACCUCGUUUCCUUCUCGUGCGAGGGAAAAUUUAAUUGUUUUCUACUUUGGAUUAAUCUUCCAUUUACUUACCAAGAGAAGCGAGACAGAGAGGUUAAUAUACUAUCAAGACGCUCCUUGACUCUCUCUCAAGAUUUUCAAAACUAGAAAGAGAGAAAGAGAGAGAGAGAAAAGAAAAUAUGUUUGCUGCGGAGAACGGUCUGAAAGGAGAUCCAAGGCUUGAAGCUAUAUCAGCAGCCAUUAGAGUAGUUCCUAAUUUCCCCAAGAAAGGGAUCAUGUUUCAGGACAUAACUACGUUGUUGCUAGAUCACAAGGCGUUUAAACACACAAUUGAUAUCUUUGUAGAUCGUUACAAAGACAUGCAAAUCUCUGUUGUUGCUGAUGACAUGCAAAUGAUUGUAGGAGUUGAAGCAAGAGGUUUCAUGUUUGGUCCACCCAUUGCCUUAGCCAUAGGCGCAAAGUUUGUCCCUUUGCGUAAACCAGGCAAAUUACCAGGGAAAGUGAUAUCUGAGUCUUACGAGCUUGAGUACGGACAUGACCGUUUGGAGAUGCAUGUUGACGCCGUUGAGCCACUAGAACGCGUCAUUAUUAUCGACGAUCUUGUCGCUACGGGCGGUACACUCUCAGCUGCCAUUAGCCUUAUGGAGAGCCAGGGAGCUGAAGUUGUGGAAUGUGCUUGUGUUAUUGGCUUGCCUGAAGUCAAGGGACAACACAAGCUGAAAGGGAAGCCGCUCUAUGUGCUGGUGGAGCCAAGUGGAUUAGAUGAAUUCUGUUAGGAUACAACAUGGUUAAUUCCGGGGUUUUUUAACUGCAGUUCUUAGUUUAAGGGUUCUAUCUUCAUGUAUUAGAUCUCUCUAUUUUAGUUUUUUUUGUCUCUGUGGAUUUUGAAUUUUGCUGUUUUGUGUUUAUGUGAGGGUUAGGACAAUGUGUACUUUCCACGGUAGUGGUUGGUAAAACCAGGAAACUGAAACGUCUUUACAUC